AUGGCCAACGAACAUUGGGAAGAGAUUAAUGAAUGGGAUAUUGAAGAAGACAUAGAACUAGCUCAACGUAUUACUGUCCACACAGUUCAUCAUUCUUCUGUGAGUGAUGAUGAAAGUGAAGAUUCCGAGUAUCAGCUCGUACAAGCACAUAAGCAUCCAACUUAUGCUGCGGCAGCAAAAUGGGGUGGAAGAAACAAGAAACCAAAUUUAAUAAAUGUUAAUGAUGAAAUCACUAAUAACGAAGUAGAGGAGACCGAUAAAAAGAAAGGUGUAGUAUUGGGCGCCCCAAUAGCUACUUCGAAAAUUCAAACACCAACUCCUCCAAAUUCUACCGCGUCCGCGGAAACCUCGAAUGCGGAAAAUAAUAUACUAAAAGAUGACCAUAACACAGACCACGAAGAUGUUAAAUCCACUUCAUUCGAUCCAUUACAAGUUAUAGAAUCUUCGGACCGUGAAACGUCUAAAUCUUCUACACGUCGCCAUAAUACAAAAGUUCAUAAAAUGCAAUCUAAACGGCUACUAAAUCAAUUAGUUAAUUCAACUGAUUUGGAAUUGAACGAGGGUGCGGUUCGUGGCGAUACUAAUAGAGACCCGGAAUUUACCAAAUAUAAAUUGUUAAAGAAGACUAUGAGGGCAAAGAACAAUGGAACUAGUAAGUCCAAAGCUGAAAGAAAAAAUGGAAUGGAAAAAUUGCGUGUUGAAAUUAUAUAUUGA
Dentiscutata erythropus is the source of this 714-nucleotide messenger RNA. The record is from the annotation of a GenBank genome assembly. NCBI's taxonomy places the organism in Eukaryota, Fungi, Glomeromycota, Glomeromycetes, Diversisporales, Gigasporaceae.